UAAUUUUUCAUUAUUACUAUUUGUAAGAUAGUUGAUCGAACAAAUGAAACUAGUUUUCAGGAACUUGUUCUUGCUUGUCCUCCUUACUCUUUCAGUUGGGGAGAUCAAGCGAGAACAUAUGUAUGUGAAUGGUGAGGCGGCGGUUGGAGCACCACCACCAGUGGCGCCAGGUCCACCAUCGCCGCCGCAAGAUUCAUCAUGCUUCAAGAAGAAAAUGCCGUCUGUUAAUGUUGGAUGCAAUCCCGGUAACCCUGAGGGAUGUGCAACUGCAUGCUCAAAUACUCAAUCUGCGUGGAAGGCGUUGUGUGAGCCCGAUCAAAGCACUACGCCUAAUGGCCAAUACGCAGGCAACUUAGCUUGUCACUGUGCAGAAUCCUGUCAAUGCGGCAGUUCACCCGACUGCACAAACCCCGUUAAUAUCCCCGCGAAUGCUACAACACCCGGAUCCGGAUCCAUCUCAAUCUCAACACAAGCACCCACUCUCCUACUCCUACUCACAUAUAUCAUCAAUAUCCCAUUAUUAUAUUAAUUAACACCUGAUCAUUAGGUUCUUUAUCAUUAUCAUUAUCAUUAUCAUUAUCAUUAUCAUUAUCAUUAUACUACUCCCUUAUAUAUUUAUAUAUAUAUAUAAUGUUCCUUCCCAUCAUGCAUGUACUCGUUACUUGGUACUCGGCACACAAAGUUACCUAUUGCAAUUCAA
Cuscuta europaea is the source of this 700-nucleotide messenger RNA. The record is from the annotation of a GenBank genome assembly. NCBI's taxonomy places the organism in Eukaryota, Viridiplantae, Streptophyta, Magnoliopsida, Solanales, Convolvulaceae.